This is a messenger RNA of Stegastes partitus (bicolor damselfish), 879 nucleotides long. Its product is annotated as cytosolic 5'-nucleotidase 1A-like. Gene Ontology annotation, biological process: adenosine metabolic process; nucleotide metabolic process. The annotation marks the transcript as partial. Gene Ontology annotation, cellular component: cytoplasm; cytosol. The record is from RefSeq and is a predicted model, not a curated record. Gene Ontology annotation, molecular function: 5'-nucleotidase activity; magnesium ion binding; nucleotide binding. Lineage: Eukaryota; Metazoa; Chordata; Actinopteri; Pomacentridae. The transcript has 5 exons.
GCCUUCCUCUUUGUCAAGGCUCUGAAGGAAGUGAAUGCUAAACUUAAAGAGCUUUACCCUGAGAGUGAGGAGCUCUUUAAGGUCAUCCUCAUCAGUGACAACUCAUCAGACUCACUCAGCGGGGCUAUCAGAAAACAUGGGCUGCAAGACCUCAUUACUCCUCUGGCUGUGAGUGAAGACGAUCUUAUUAGUGAGUUAGAGGGACACAGUGCCCACCUCUACCUGUCUGCUGAACCAGGGCUGAAGGUUCAAGAAGCACUGAACCAAGGCAUAGCAGCAGCUAUCAUGAAGAGCCCAGACGACAUCAAGACGCCUGCAGAGAAUCAGCUGCGUGUUGCCUUCGACGGCGAUGCUGUCCUCUUCUCCAAUGAGUCGGAGCGAGUUUUCCAGAGUGGAAAACUACAAGGAUACUUGGAGCACGAGAAGAAAAAGGUUGAAGAUCCAAUGAAUCCGGGGCCAUUCAGGAAGUUGUUGGAGGUUUUGGAAAGACUGAAGACGAAGCUUCAGGAUAAAGGCCUGUACAGGGACUGCCCCAUUCGUACCUACCUGGUGACGUCUCGUGGUGCGGGCUGUGAUGGUUACAGGGCCUUGAACACUCUGCGCAUGUGGGGUCUGGAGAUGGAUGAGGCUGUCUUUGUGGGAGGGAGUAACAAAGGUCCCACCCUGGAGAAGAUCAGGCCCCACAUCUUCUUUGAUGACCAGCAGCGCCACAUUGAAGUUGCAUUGGAGGUUGGCACCGUGGCAUGUCAUGUGCCCACCAGCUCACAGUAACCAAGAGAGAACCAACGGCUGAUUAUAUUGUAGCUGACAGAGAGAUGUGAACGACAUGCUCCUAUAAUUUCUGAAAGAAGCAAUAAAUAAACAAAUACAAUAAACCUG